This is a messenger RNA of Octopus bimaculoides (California two-spot octopus), 1866 nucleotides long. Its product is annotated as acetylcholine receptor subunit alpha-like. Lineage: Eukaryota; Metazoa; Mollusca; Cephalopoda; Octopoda; Octopodidae. Gene Ontology annotation, biological process: monoatomic ion transmembrane transport. Gene Ontology annotation, molecular function: acetylcholine-gated monoatomic cation-selective channel activity; transmembrane signaling receptor activity. The record is from RefSeq and is a predicted model, not a curated record. Gene Ontology annotation, cellular component: postsynaptic membrane.
CACACACACACACACACACACACACGCACACACGCACACACAUACACAUACAUACAGGCAGGAGCACAGACACACUAACAGAACAACGUUCGGCGCGGCAAGAUGGCCACAGUAGAAAAACAGGAACAUCACAGAUCAACAUGUUUCAAUGGAACAUCGACGGCAGGCAAGAUUUUCGCUUAUAUUUUGGUGUACAGUUUUAUGUUGGUGUGUUUGGCUAACCACGAUGCUAAAAGACUCUACGAUGACUUACUUCGGAAACGCGGAUACAACAAACUUAUACGUCCGGUCGGAAAUAACACGGACAAACUGACCGUUAAAUUAGGAAUUCGUCUGUCACAGAUGAUUGAUGUGGAUGAGAAGAAUCAAAUUAUGACUACAAAUGUCUGGCUUAGACAGGAAUGGUGGGAUAUAUGGCUGAAAUGGAACCCAAGCGAGUACGCAGGUCUGAAAACCAUCGAAGUUCCGGCUGCAGAGAUAUGGACGCCAGAUUUGGUCUUGUUCAACAAUGCAGACGGAAAUUAUGAAGUAACUUUGAUGACCAAAGCCACGCUGCAUCCUGAUGGUCGGGUCGUUUGGGAGCCACCGGCGAUUUAUAAAAGCUCCUGUACUAUUGAUGUCGAAUUUUUCCCGUUCGAUAUUCAAUUAUGCACCAUGAAAUUCGGUUCCUGGACUUACGACGGCAAUCAGGUAGACCUUGUGCAUAUCUGUGCCCCAAACGAACAAGGAGAAACGGUGAUAAAAAGAGGCAUGGACCUUCGAGAAUUAUAUCGAAGUGUUGAAUGGGACAUUUUAGAUGUACCGGCCAAGAAAAACGAAAAACGAUACUUAUGCUGUCCAGAACCUUAUCCCGACAUUACCUUUAACAUAACAAUGAGGCGAAAGACUCUUUUCUACACUGUUAAUUUGAUCAUCCCAUGCGUGUCCAUUUCCUUUCUAACCGUACUGGUAUUUUACCUCCCUUCCGACAGUGGUGAGAAAAUUACUCUGUGUAUCUCCAUUUUGCUUUCUUUAACUGUAUUUUUCUUGUUGUUAGCAGAGAUCAUUCCGCCCACUUCGAUUGUCGUUCCGCUGAUCGGAAAAUAUUUAUUGUUCACCAUGAUUCUUGUUACUUUAUCAAUCAUCGUUACAGUUGUAGUUCUUAAUGUCCACUUUCGCUCACCCUGGACACACACUAUGAGUCCGUGGGUGAGGCGAGUAUUCCUCAGCAUUCUACCAAAGUUGCUCAUCAUGCGUCGUCCAAAUCUGGAAUACGACAAGUCCUCUAGAGCAUCUGUUCGAACCUGUAAUGGAAUUGAAGUUAAAGACGGCACUUCCAGCUUAGGUAGUAUCGGUGUACGAGAUAACGUUACCAACAAGGCCUACCAACGUAUAGCUCGACGUGUGGUCAAUACUGAGUCACCACUUCCACCAUCAGCGUUCGGUCGUUUCCCAUAUGAAGAGGCCCUGGUUUCCGAAAGCUCAAGCAGUAUGAAACAAAGAGUUAUGGCAGAAGACAUACAAGAAGCCAUUGAUGGUGUUACCUUCAUCGCAGAACACCUGAAGAACGAAGACCAAUGUGGUUCGAUUCAAGAAGACUGGAAAUACGUAGCCAUGGUUCUGGAUCGUCUGUUCCUCUGGAUUUUCACAACCGCCUGUGUGGUCGGCACCUUCGGCAUCAUCUUACAAGCCCCUACCCUCUACGAUAACCGCGAACCUCUGCAACUUGUGGAUCCCACGGAUAACUGUUACAGUGUCGGAAAUUAAGGUACCAGUCAAAUACUGGGAUCAAUAUAAUCGACUGUACCAUUUUACUGCAAAAUUUUUGAUUUAUACCUAUGUUGGACAUUCUCAUUACGAAUAUUACUACUAUUAUUAUUAUUCAAA